Molecule: messenger RNA, 804 nt
Organism: Postia placenta MAD-698-R-SB12
Lineage: Eukaryota; Fungi; Basidiomycota; Agaricomycetes; Polyporales; Adustoporiaceae
Exons: 1
Biological process (GO): mitochondrial electron transport, cytochrome c to oxygen
Cellular component (GO): membrane; mitochondrion
Molecular function (GO): cytochrome-c oxidase activity
Source: RefSeq, a predicted model, not a curated record
AUGAGUAUCAAUAGAAACUUAAUUCAAAAUUUUCCGUUUCAUUUAGUAGAAAUUUCACCAUGGCCUUUAUUAGUUAGUUUUACACUAUUAAAUAUGGCUAUAGGUGGAGUAAUGUAUAUGCAUGGAUAUCCUUAUGGAGGUGCUAUCUUAAGUUUAGGUUUUGCAUUAACAGCUUCUGCUAUGGCACUAUGGUUUAAAGAUAUUGUAGCAGAAGCUACUUAUCUAGGAUGUCAUACUACUCAAGUACAAAAAGGAUUAACAAUAGGUGUAGUAUUAUUUAUUAUUAGUGAAGUUUUUGCUUUCUUAAGUGUAUUUUGGGCAUUUUUCCAUUCUAGUUUAUCUCCUGCAAUUGAAAUAGGUGGAGUAUGGCCACCACAAGGUAUAACAGCUUUAGAUCCUUUUGCUAUACCAUUACUAAAUACAAUUUUAUUAUUAUCAAGUGGAGCAUUUGUAACAUAUGGACACCAUGCCUUAAUCCAAGGUAAUAGAGAAGGUGCUAUAUUAGGAACACUUCUUACAAUUGUAUUAGCUGUAAUUUUCACUUGUUUACAAUAUUACGAAUACUCAGAAGCUGCAUUCACAUUCUCAGAUUCUGUUUAUGGGUCAGCAUUUUAUGCCUCAACUGGUCUACAUGGAUUCCACGUUAUUAUAGGAACUAUAUUCAUUGCAGUUGCGUUUAUUCGAUUAAUUAAUUAUCAUCUUACAAAUUCUCAUCAUCAAGGAUUUGAAGCAGCAAUACUUUACUGGCACAUGGUUGAUGUUAUUUGGUUAUUCUUAUUUAUUGCCGUUUACUAUUGGGGUGGU